Globicephala melas (long-finned pilot whale) is the source of this 3453-nucleotide messenger RNA. It is a transcript of the gene ZNF829, whose product is annotated as zinc finger protein 829. Gene Ontology annotation, biological process: regulation of DNA-templated transcription. The record is from RefSeq and is a predicted model, not a curated record. Lineage: Eukaryota; Metazoa; Chordata; Mammalia; Artiodactyla; Delphinidae.
UUCCGGCCAGAACGACGCCGGAGUUUCCUGUGUGAGGGAGGCGGGUGGGCUAGGUCUGUUCUGGUGGCUGAGCCCGAGCGUGCCGAGUUACCGCGAACUGCAACUUUGAGACCUGGCUAAACUCUGAAAGUUGCAGGAGCAGUCAUUUCGGGUGGACGCAGCGAGGGCGCUGAGAGGAAUCGGCCGUGGGGCUCGCUGUGGACCACAUUUCCCAGAGGGCUCGGCAGCCCGUCGCUUUUCUCGCGGGAACUCGAACUUUUCAUCACGCCUGGCGGGAGCGUUAGAUCCUUGAGGUGAGAUCGUGGGCCCCUGGGGGAACUGGUUCAGCUCUGCAGGUUCGGACCCCCGGGGACCCGAAAGGCCUAAGUUGAGGAGACCGGAGGCCGAUAUGGAGCUCGGUACUUGGGCCUGUGCGGGCGGAGCGGCGUGAGAAGGGGGAGGUUAUGCGACCCGUGUGCAGAUAUAGGAUGCCUAUCAUUGUGGAAUUGUGACUGUGUCCCCCUGUGGUGGUGUGUGCUUGUGACCCCGCGACACUGGGGUACCUGCGACUGUGCGAGUGUAUGUAUUCCGUGUUGAAUUUGCGAUUGUAUCUGUGAUACCAUGUUUGACUCUGUGUGUGGAUGUGGAGUGCGUGUUCCCUUGUUUUAAGAAUGACUGCUUAAGGUAUGUGGCACUGUGUGUAUGGGUAUGAGGCUCCUGUCAGCUGUGCGAUUGUUACUCCAGAACUCUGUCCUUAGGAAAUCUCUGUGAGGUUUUGUUAGAUUAUUGACCUCAACAGCAGUAACCUCAGCUUUCUCCUGAGACACUGGGAUUGGAAGGGACGCCCCAUUCCUCUGAUCUCAUUCGCUUUUGUGCUGGGGGAUGGGGAUGGGGCUGACCUGUGACCUGACCAGUUUGAGCAACAAGAAGAACCUGGUAUCUUACGAUGACUUUCUACUUUCCAAGUUCUAUCCUUCUCCAGGUGAGGCGCAAAAGAGAAGGAAACAAUGCAUGCUGAACUUAUACAAGCAGUUUUCAGGGGGUCAGUGAUGUUCAGGGAUGUGUCUAUAAACUUCUCUCAGGAGGAAUGGGAGUGCCUGGACUCUGGUCAGAUGAAUUUAUACAAAGAAGUGAUGUUGGAGAAUUUCAGCAACCUGGUUUCAGUGGGACUUUCCAGUUCUAAGCCAACUGUGAUCUCCUUAUUGGAACAAGGAAAAGAGCCCUGGAUGGUUGACAGAGAGCUGACGAGAGGCCUUUGUUCAGAUCUGGAAUCCAUGUGUGAGACCAAGUUACUCUCUCUAAAGAAGAGACAUUUUAGUCAAGUGAUGUUUACCUAUGAAGACAUACCCACUUUUAUUCAGCCCACGUUUCUUAUUCCACAUCAAAAAACUAUUAAUGAAGAGAAGCCCUGUGAAUGUAAAAUAUGUGGAAAGGCCUUUAAUCAAAACUCACACUUUGUUCAACAUCAGAGAAUUCAUUCUGCUGAAAAAAACUAUGAAUGUAAGGAGUGUGGGAAAUCCUUUAGUCGUGGCUCACUUGUUGCUCGACAUCAGAGGAUUCACACUGGUGAAAAACCCUAUGAGUGUAAAGAAUGCGGCAAGGCUUUUAGUUGUAGUUCAUAUUUUUCUCAACAUCAGAGGAUUCACACUGGUGAGAAACCCUAUGAAUGUAAGGAAUGUGGAAAAGCCUUUAAUUAUUGCUCAAACCUUAAUGAUCAUCAGAGAAUUCACACUGGUGAAAAACCCUAUGAAUGUAAAGUAUGUGGAAAAGCCUUUACUAAGAGUUCACAACUUUUUCCACAUCUGAGAAUUCAUACCGGUGAGAAACCUUAUGAAUGUAAGGAAUGUGGGAAAGCCUUUACUCAACAUUCAAGGCUUAUUCAGCACCACAGGAUGCAUACUGGUGAGAAACCUUAUAAGUGUAAGGAAUGUGAGAAGGCCUUUAGUAGUGCCUCAACACUUACUAACCAUCACAGAAUUCAUGCCGGCAAGAAACUCUAUGAAUGUAAAGAAUGUGGAAAGGCCUUUAUUCAGAGCUCAGAACUUAUUCAACAUCAGAGAAUUCAUACAGAUGAAAAACCAUAUGAAUGUAAUGAAUGUGGAAAGGCUUUUAAUAAAGGCUCAAACCUUACUCGACAUCAAAGAAUUCACACUGGUGAGAAACCUUAUGACUGCAAGGAAUGUGGAAAAGCCUUUGGUAGCCGCUCUGACCUCAUCCGCCAUGAAGGAAUUCAUAUUGGAUAAAUGAUAGGCCCUUAUGACUGUAAGGAGUGUGGAAAGGCCUUUGGUAGUCGCUGUGACCUCAUCCACCAUGAAGGAAUUCAUAUUGGAUAAAUGAUAGACCCUUUUAAUAACCUUUAUAAUAAUAUAUUUUAAAACAGGUAAUGCAAAAAAUAAACAAAAAAUCCCAGAUAAUGCAUGAUCAAAGUUCCUCUCUGUAGUAGUUUUCUAGGGCUACUAUAACAAAGUACCAAGUACCACAAAACUAGGUGGCUUAAAACAACAGAAACUUAUUCUCUCAGAUUUUGAGCCUUGAAAACCACAAUCAAAGUUGUUGGCAAGGUUGGUUCCUUCUGGGGCUCUGAGGAAGAAUCUGUUCCAUGCCCUUCUCCUAGCUUCUUGUAACAGUGAUUUUUUGACAUACCUUGGCUUGUAGACGCAUUGCUCCAAUCUCUGCCUCCAUCUCCACACUGUGUUCUCUCUGUGUCUCUUCUCUCAUAUGGACACUGGUCAUAUUGCAUUAGGGAUCACCCUAAGGACCUCAUCUUAACCUGAUUAUAUGUGCAAAGAACUUAUUUCCAUGUAAGAUCACAUUCACAGAUACCAGGUGUUAGGACCUCAGCAUAUUUCAACCCGUUACACUCUGUUAACACUAUUUUUUCUAAAGUAUUUGUAAUUUUAUACAUAAAGUUAAUCAAAUGUAUUUUAAAAUGUGAAUUCAAGGUCUAAAUUAAACUCCCUUUUCCCCCCAAAAAAGAUUCUAUCCCAAAACUACUUAUUCCAUAAUUCCUUCCCAAUUAGUCUCUGCUUUGAUUAUAUAGUUUGUAUUAACUUAUGUUUUAGGGCCGUCUUUUCUGUAUCUGUGGCCUACCAAAUUACACUGUAAAUUGUGUUACAUAGGCUAUCUUUGAAUUCAUGGUGGAAUUAUAACUUUGUUUUUGAAGGCAGCUGUAUUCUUUUUACUUUUUGUAAAAUUAAUAUUUUCUUAUUGUAAAAAAAAAGAGGACACCAAGAAAAAAAUAAAGAUUAUUUGUAAGCCUACCAAACAGAGAUGACUACUUCAAAUUAUCACAACAUAUCCUUACAGGCUUUAUUUAGUGUAAUUGUGACAUGCAUGCUGUACCAUAACCUGCUUUUAUCAUGCUACUAUUUCAGCAAGUAUAGAUGUUUAUGUAUCAUUCCUUUUAAUGGUAUCAUAAUAAUCUUUUCUGUGGUUGACUAUCAUUUUGCUAAAUAACUACCAAUAAACAUUUUG